Adineta ricciae is the source of this 1719-nucleotide messenger RNA. NCBI's taxonomy places the organism in Eukaryota, Metazoa, Rotifera, Eurotatoria, Adinetida, Adinetidae. The record is from the annotation of a GenBank genome assembly.
AUGGAAGAAGAUCGUCAUAUGUCUACUAUCAAUAACAAAUAUCUCUAUACAAUUAUGGAGCCUGAAACAUACGGUGGUUUACUCAAAUCCGGCCCUUCGCCAACUAUUCUUCCAUCAGAUCCUAUAGCUCCACCAUCGUUAUCAUCAUCAAUAACAAAUCAUUAUGAAAUGCGUUCAUCAUCAUCUCGCCGUCACUACCAUAAAAAGCGUCAUGAAAAUGUUUCGUCCGCUGAUGAUCAAGACGAACGUAUCGAAGUGAAAAUUCUUCCACAAGACGAUAAUUGGGGAGAAACAACGACAAUCACAUGUAACGGUGGAAAUGAAGAUGUACUAAGCAAUCAUAAUGAUACAACUCUUCAAAUCACCGAUCCAUUUCAAUAUCUAACGAACAGAAUCAAUCAUCGUACACGUGCUGUAUUAGUUUGCCAUUUCAUUAUUUAUUUUCUUUGUUUAAUUGCUUUUAUAUCUCCAGUCUUAUUUCUUUCCUUACCCUACACAUUAAAUAGAUAUGAUAUUAUAUCUAUUUCGGAUUAUACCUUAUUCUUAACCAUAUGUUUCAAAUUUCUAUUUUUGUUUCUUGGAACAACCUUUGUCUUUCAUCGACGACGAAAUACGAUUUAUCUGCCACGAAUACACUUACAAAAACUACUUUUCAUCAUUCUUUUGACAAUCAUUCUUUUGACAUAUUGGCUAUAUUAUCUCUUUAAAUUAUUACCAUUUUAUAUCGAUAAAUAUAAUCAAAUACUUACAAUGACUUCGACUUACGAAGAUUUACUUCUAUUUUUAUUAUUAUUAGUCAUUAUCAUUCUCGAAAUCAAAUGGUUGUAUCCAAAAUGGAUCGUCAAAGUCGUACGAUCACCCGAUGGACAAACCAAACAAUACACGAUUGGAUCGAUGUCAAUUCAAGAAGCAAGUAUCUAUUUACUUGAACAAUAUUACAAAGAUUUCCCAGUUUUUAAUCCAUGGCUGGAAAAUGCCCAACAAUCGCAAGUUAAACCUUAUGGAGGAUAUUCGGUAAAAUCAACAGGAUCGCAGUCGAAUGCAUCGACAUUGCUGGGUGGUACAAAUGUUAAUAAAGAUAAUGGACAAUCCAUGCGUGGAUACAAUGAUCGAUUCUAUGCUGAACUUGAAUAUGAACGUCGAGUACGAAAACGUCGUUCGAAACUGAUUAGUGCAUGUGAAGAUGCGUUUACAAAUGUUCGCAAGUGCUUCAAUGAUAAAUAUAAUUCGAAUAUACCAAUGGACGCACGAGAAGCCGCACAAGCUGUCUUCUCCUCGAUGGCGCGAUCCCUUCAAAAAUAUCUUCGAAUCACUCGUCAACAGCCAUAUUUUACUCGAGAAAGUAUCAUUUCUCAUUUAUCAACAUGUUUAACUCACGAUCUCUCUCCUCGUGCAUUUCUUCAACGUUACAUUCAAACCGAAUCUCAACCAUUAGCAACCUUACUCUUUCCUACUUUAUCGAAUGAUAACGCUGAACAAUCAUGGACAAUUAUUUGCGAUCCACAAUCCUAUCUUCCCGACAAUGAAGAGAAGAAAAUGAUUGCUAUUAAUCAAUCGAUUUAUACGAAUUUGACAUGUGUACUUAAACAGCAAAAUGCCGAGCAUAUUGCUUUGAUCUGUACAUUCCAUCGGAUUCCACGAGUGCAUCUUAUUGAGAAAUUGUUCGAUACGAAAAAUAAUAAAUUUGUUCUCAAAUUGAAUUCGGAGACAUCAGUUUGA